Achroia grisella is the source of this 503-nucleotide messenger RNA. RefSeq lists its product as uncharacterized. The coding region runs from base 12 to 482 and encodes 156 amino acids. The transcript has 4 exons. The record is from RefSeq and is a predicted model, not a curated record. NCBI's taxonomy places the organism in Eukaryota, Metazoa, Arthropoda, Insecta, Lepidoptera, Pyralidae.
CAUACAUCGACAUGGAGGAGCUGAAAACAAUCCUGGUCUAUAUGCUGCUAUUAUCUGCCUCUGUGCUAGGCAAACAUAAAAAAUCCAAGCCGAAGAAGUUCGUGUCGCCGACCACCAAGGGUAUCCAGUGUUACAACUGCCUAUCGUUCGACCACCCCGGAUGCUGGGACCCGGACCAUCCCGACUACGCUAACAUUACGGUGCCGAAUAUUGACUGCUACAUACCCGGGAUGGCAUUCCUAUGCAUCGUCAUCACAUCCGAGUCGGCUAAGUUAGUGGAGACCGGCCAGGAGAUCGGGCCGGUGCGCGCGCGAACCUGCGUACCAGCCAAAGACUUCUCCAAGAAGACCGUGUCGUACUCCAUGUGCAGUAAACUGAGCAAAGAGCUGUCAGCCUCCGAGAUAUUUUCGCGUAUCGCCGUCAGUCGCCCUCAGUGCACGCUCUGCAAGAAGCACCUGUGCACCGAUGCCUCGCACUGCUAGCCGCGCCCCCACUGGCUUUUA